AUGGACGCUCAACACCACCAAAAGACGAGAGACAAAGUUGAAGAGAAGCAAAUAAUUGAAGGAACGUCGAAACAAAAGGGCAUAGAAAGCCAACAAGCAAAACCACCUUCAGCUUCUUCUUCUCCCACCCAUGAAUUCUCCUUCACAGUCUCUCUCCACCCAGAGGCCACGAGGAUCACUGAUAAACCCAUGAAAGCCAAACCCAAAGCCCCUCCUUCGUUUGCCAUAGAUUUAUCUCCAGCGGAUGAUAUAUUCUUUCAUGGCCACUUCCUUCCUCUCCAUUUCCUCUCUCACCUCCCUCUCUCUCCUCGUUCCUCUUCCAAUUCCUUGGACAGCUUUACCUUACCAAUAAGAGACCUGGUAGAGGACCAAAACCCAGAAAACAUUUGCACCAACAGCACCAAAAUUACCACCAAUACCGACGACAAAAACUUUCACCAAAGCAAAGAUCAUGGGAUACUUGAGGGAAGAACCAAACCCAAAUCCUUUUCUUUGUUCUUCGGCCUACAAAAAUGGCGAAAAGGCCAAGGGUGUGAAGUUAGAGAAAAGGAAGAAAAACAGAGGCAGAAGAAGAAGCUAAAGUUGGACGUAACUCAUAUUCUAAAGAGGUAUGUGAGAAUUGUGAGGCCACUCUUGUCCUUCAUAAGGAGAAGCGGGCGUCGGAAUAUGAAAUACGCCGGCAAGCUCAUUCAUUUUCCGGUAACUUAA
Molecule: messenger RNA, 708 nt
Organism: Ilex paraguariensis (yerba mate)
Lineage: Eukaryota; Viridiplantae; Streptophyta; Magnoliopsida; Aquifoliales; Aquifoliaceae
Source: the annotation of a GenBank genome assembly